AUGGCCUCCAAGUCCCCCAACCGCGUGGCCUACCAAGGCGUGCCCGGCGCCUACAGCGAGAUGGCGGCCCGCAAGGCGUGCCCCGACUGCGAGCCGCUGCCAUGCGACCAGUUCGAGGUGGCGUUCCAGGCUCUGUCGCAGUGGAUGGCGGAGUGGGCCGUUCUGCCCAUAGAGAACUCCCUGGGCGGCAGCAUCCACGCGGUGUACGACCUGCUGCUGCGCUACCGCCUGCACAUCGUGGGGGAGACCAGCGUGUCGGUCAACCACUGCCUGCUGGCCCUGCCGGGCACCAAGCUCUCGGAGGUCACCCGGGUGCUGUCGCACCCGCAGGCGCUGGCGCAGGUGGACGGGUACCUGAGGAACCUCAAGGUGGUGAAGGAGGCCGUGGACGACACGGCCGGCGCCGCACAGAUGGUGGCGCAGCAGCAGCUCCGCGGCGUGGCGGCGGUGGCGUCGCGGCGCGCGGCAGAGCUGUACGGCCUUGAGAUCCUUGACGAGGGCAUCCAGGACUUCAAGGACAACGUGACGCGCUUCAUCAAGCUCUCGCGGGACCCCCUCGUGUCAGCCGACGCUGACGCCGAGGUGCCCUACAAGACGUCCAUCGUCUUUUCCCUCAAGAAGGGCCCCGGACAGCUCUUCAAGGCCCUCUCAGUCUUCGCGCUCCGCGACAUCGACAUGACUAAAAUCGAGUCGCGCCCGAUGCGCACCAACCCGAUCCUCACCGUCGACAAGGCCUCGGUCGACGGCAGCGUGCCGGCCGGGGCGCAGCGCUUCAACUACCUGUUUUACGUGGAUUUCGUGGGCACCCUCGCGGAGCCGCGGUGCCAGAACGCGCUGCGCCACCUGCAGGAGAGUGCGCCGUUCCUGCGGGUUCUCGGCAGCUACCCGAUGGACGUUGAGCUGGGGGUCAAUGACUCAGACAAGCCCGUCGGGUUUGACGCGGCCGCCAACUGA
This is a messenger RNA of Monoraphidium neglectum, 954 nucleotides long. Its product is annotated as arogenate/prephenate dehydratase. Gene Ontology annotation, biological process: L-phenylalanine biosynthetic process. Gene Ontology annotation, cellular component: cytoplasm; chloroplast. The transcript is spliced from 5 exons. The coding region runs from base 1 to 954 and encodes 317 amino acids. Lineage: Eukaryota; Viridiplantae; Chlorophyta; Chlorophyceae; Sphaeropleales; Selenastraceae. The record is from RefSeq and is a predicted model, not a curated record. Gene Ontology annotation, molecular function: chorismate mutase activity; arogenate dehydratase activity; prephenate dehydratase activity.